Lithohypha guttulata is the source of this 1023-nucleotide messenger RNA. RefSeq lists its product as uncharacterized. Lineage: Eukaryota; Fungi; Ascomycota; Eurotiomycetes; Chaetothyriales; Trichomeriaceae. The transcript has a single exon. The record is from RefSeq and is a predicted model, not a curated record. Bases 1 to 1023 code for a protein of 340 amino acids.
AUGUCCUUACUUCAACAUAAUAACAACCAGCCAUCGAGUUCUCCAUCAAAAUCAUCCUUGAGAAGAGUCAGCGGCACAGGUGGCAGCACUAAGAGUCCUGCGCUGAAGAGUGGUAGCCUAGGCCCAACCACACAUUUCGCAUCGGAAGCAACCCAACAUCACUUCCUUCCACAUUCUCCACCUAAUCAAACCCUUGACUAUGAAGAGGAAGACGACGAACUUGCCACAAACGAUGACGAUGCUUCCUACCAGACUGCGCCGCAGCCUCAACGACCUUUUCAACCGUUCUUUACCCUGAUCGAAGAUACCUUGAUGAACGAGCACUACCAUCCUACGGUCCACUAUAUCUUCGCCGACGAUGAACCAGACAUUAUCACUGAGGCAGCUUGCAGAAGCCUAGAACAAAAUACCAAUGAGUCGAAUCAGGCGAGUACCGCCAUACAGGAGCAUGAAAGUUACGAUGUGGAGCAAACAGAGUCUCGCCUACCACAACCUCAAUCCGGCUUGACAGAACACUACCUCAUCCUCGACAUUCAGUCCACACCUCUUACCAUGGCUCCAGCAUCUCAGCAACAGUUUUCAGACCGCCUACCUAGUCCCAGCCCCAGCUCAUUCGAGACAACACAGGCUUUAGCAAAGACGUACCCCUACACAGUCACAGCUACACAGUCGCUCUCAGCAGACUGGCAGAUCGUUCGUACGAACAUUACCAAUGCUCCUACCAUGAAUGCCGAGCAGCGGCACCCGGACGAACAGCACCUAAUGCUCCGUAUCGAAGGACGAAAGAACAGUCCUGAUAAGCUUGUGCAACGCAGAGACGGAGAGUCAAUGGAAGAUAUGAUUGAGCGCUUUCGGACUAGAUUGUCCGAGAUCAGACAGCUAAUGGUCGACCUUGACGACGAAAGUGAACAGCAGCAGGUCGUUGAGGAGGAGGGAGGCGAUAUGUUUGCCCAAGGAGGCCUCGUAGGUAUAGGCUUCCAGCCAACUGGCUUCGGCAACGCUGUACUAGAUGAGCAGGACUGA